AUGACGUAUAUUUGUUCUUUCUCUCUCAUUUACACAGAAAAAGUAUCUAAUGUCAGUCUUAUUGGUCCAAAAGAAUUAUUAAUAGAGGGCAACUCAUCUGCUAACAUCACCUCUGAGGGAACUGGCACCAUCACCUCUGUGGAGUGGAUUAAAGAUAACAGUCCUCUGUCUCCUAGCAACCGCAUCAUCUUCUCACCUGAUAACAGAUCAGUGUCCAUCAGUCCAGUGCAGAAAUCAGACAAUGGGGAAUAUCAGUGUACUUAUAGAAAUCCUGUCAGCUCUGAAAUGGCAAAACUCCCUCUAAUCAUCAACUAUGGACCAGAAGAUGUUUCUAUAAACGGUCCGGAUGUGGUGGAUUUAGGGGUCAGUGUGUCUCUGUCUUGCUCUGCUAAAUCUAUACCUUCUGCCUCGUUCAGCUGGAGGUUUAAUGGAACAGACACCAAUGUGACCACAGACACUUUCACCAUAGCUGAGACUGACUUCACACACAGUGGAGAUUACGAAUGCACUGCCUCGAAUAAUGUCACAAAGAGAAGCAACUCACAAAGACAUGCUUUACUAGUUAAAGUAGGUGGUGGUGGUGGAGGAGGGGGACUAACAACAGGAGCGAUAGUUGGGAUUGUCAUUGGAGUAUUAGUGGUUGUUGCAGGCAUUUGUGGUCUUAUCGUCUAUUUAACAAAAACCAAGAAAAUACCAAAUCUAACCCUUCACAAAAAUGGACGGGCAAGUGGAGCACCUGCAUCACAAAGCAGACAACAGCCUGAAUUGAACUAUGCAGACAUAAGCCAUUUUCAGAAGGCUGGUGGAGAGAGAGUGAUUCUGGGGAGUAGUAGUGAGCCUAGUACAGAGUAUGCAGAAGUAAAUCCUGGAGCCAAGUCAAAGGCUCCUCCACCUCCCUAUGGAAGUCAGGUAUCAAACCCUCCUCUGCGCAGGUGAGGAAGUGAAGACACUGAAAUCUACUGCACUGAGUCUUCCAAAUAUUGCACAUUUACCACAUUUUUUGUUUCUUGAAUUUAGCUUUAUUUUGCUGAUCGUUGUUGUGUAAUUUAAAUAUACAAUUUUUAUGAUAGUUUUGAAUGCAAGUUGACCUGUCAGGCUGUGUAAUUGUUCUAUUUUAAUAAUAAUGAUAGGAGAGAGAGGGGACGGGAGGGUGGUAACACUUUUUGCUUCAACAUCUGUUGUUCAGGGCUAUUCAUCUUAAAUUUUGAAACAAUGUUCCCAAACAUAUCUGAUAUGAAUUGAUAUUGUUUUCGAAAUGUACAACUUGUUAUGAAAUCUCUCUAUUGUGAAAAAUAAUGUCACAUACAAAAUUACAUUACAACAUACUAUCUACAGGAGUGAAUUGUAACAGGAUACGUGGGGUGCAACGUUAUAGAGAAAGCAUGUAUAUCUGUUUAAAUUUUGCACACUCAUGUAUUUAUUUUUAUUCAAUUGAACUGAAAUAAAUGACUGAACACAUAAAACAUG
Messenger RNA from Pimephales promelas (fathead minnow), 1467 nucleotides. NCBI's taxonomy places the organism in Eukaryota, Metazoa, Chordata, Actinopteri, Cypriniformes, Leuciscidae. The record is from RefSeq and is a predicted model, not a curated record.